AUGCAUCAAAGCACUUUACUCGCCGCUCUUCUCCUCCCCUUCGUGUCCCCCAUGUUCCUCCAUGACAUGCUCUCCACCGCCACCUGCAUCAUGGAUCCUGGGCACGAUCCGCUUGUUGCGGACAUCACCAAGAUCAUGGAGUGUGUCCCCCCCCGAUCAAAGGCAGCAGGUUCGAAAAUGGCACUGUAUAUAGCUGCGGAGAAAUAUCCAAGGCUGUGA
Molecule: messenger RNA, 219 nt
Organism: Morchella sextelata
Lineage: Eukaryota; Fungi; Ascomycota; Pezizomycetes; Pezizales; Morchellaceae
Exons: 2
Coding region: 1-219 (72 amino acids)
Source: RefSeq, a predicted model, not a curated record